Medioppia subpectinata is the source of this 1001-nucleotide messenger RNA. NCBI's taxonomy places the organism in Eukaryota, Metazoa, Arthropoda, Arachnida, Sarcoptiformes, Oppiidae. The record is from the annotation of a GenBank genome assembly.
UGGAAAGCGGGGCCUUUAUGUUCAAUAAGGCCAGGGAUGUGGUCAACAAAACAGAGGCAAUACUUUUAGGCAAACGGAUAGCAAAAGAUCACAAAUGCAGCGAAAGUGAGGAUUGGUUGCAAUGUUUGCGAGGAUUGGAUGCAAAAGAGUUUAACAAAUACUCAGAUCCCGUAACAUAUCCUGUAUUUGAAACUGAAUUUCUACCCAUUUCUGCGCAAAAGGCAUUUGUGAGCAAAAAAUAUAACUCAGAUGUGGAUAUAAUGGCAGGCAUUGCCAGCACUGAGGGCUCAAUGCUAUCCUAUUUAGUGCUUCAAAUUAAAGAUAAGAUAACUUUGGAUGACUUUAUUGAGUACACGAAGCAAACAGACGCUCUUUACCACGGAUUUGAUAUCAAACGUGUGGACGACUAUUAUCUACAAAAUGUCGACAAAAACAGUUCACUUGAGCUCAAGAAAGCGUUUUAUCAAUUGUUUGGGGAUAUGAUAAUGAAAUGUCCGACAUAUCUGUUUGCUAAACAAGUGGCCACAACUGCACAACCUGAUCAUAAUGUAUAUUUCUACCAGGUCACUUAUCAAAACAAAUAUACUGCUCAUACAAUGGGCUGCGAUAAGGAAGGUAUGGGUAUAUGUCAUUGUGCUGAGGCUCCGUUUGUUAGCGGCUGGCCGUUUGUAAUACCCGACGCUUAUAGCGAUAUCGACGCUAUAUUUAGCUCAGACUUAAUGAAAAUGUGGACUAAUUUUGCUAAAUAUGGCAAACCAACCUUGUCAAUUGUGUUAUUUUUUGUGACAAUUAUUUUGCCUCCGCUAUCCAAAGGCCUAUUCAAGAGGGCUAUUAUAGAGAGCGGCGCCCAUAUGUAUAACAAGGAUAGGGAUAUCGUUAGUAAAGAUGAGUCAAUACUUUUAGGCAAACGGAUAGCAAAAGAGCAGAAUUGCAGCGAAAGUGAGGAUUGGUUGCAAUGUUUGCGAGGAUUGGAUGCAAAGGUGUUCAACAAAUAUGAUUGA